Molecule: messenger RNA, 762 nt
Organism: Closterium sp. NIES-65
Lineage: Eukaryota; Viridiplantae; Streptophyta; Zygnematophyceae; Desmidiales; Closteriaceae
Source: the annotation of a GenBank genome assembly
AUGCGUCGGUGUUCCGGAGUGGCGCUACUGGAGCUGGAGGCCCUGCCGCUGGAGGCGCUGGCGCUGGAGGCACUGGUGCUACUAGAGCUGGAGGUGCUGGAGCUGGAGGCACUGGAGCUUGAGGCACUGGAACUGGAGGUGCUGCUGAUGUUGGAGGUGCUGGAGGUGGUGGAGGUGCUGGAGCUGCUGGUCCUGGAGGUGCUCGUACAGGAGGUACUGGAGCUACUGGAUCUGGUGGUGCUGCUAGUGCUGGAGGUGCUGGAGGUCCUGGAGGUGUUGGAGCUGCUGCUCCUGGAGGUGCUCGUGCUGGAGGCACUGGAGCUGCCGGAGCUGGUGGUGCUGCUGGUGCUGGAGGUGCUGGAGGUGCUGGAAGUGCUAAAGCUACUGGUCCUGGAGGUGCUCGUGCUGGAGGUACUGGAGCUGCUGGAGCUGGUGGUGCUGCAAGCGCUGGAGCUGGAGACCCAGGAGUUGGAGAUCCUAGAGCUGGAGACCCUAGAGCCAGGGGUGCUGGAGAUGAGAGUACUGAGCGUCGUGAGCCUGAGUCUCGUCCUGCUUUGCCUGUUCGCGCUGUUCGCACUGGUUGUCGUGUCCCUCGUCGGCGUCCUCCUCCUGUCUCAGGCACACAUGGUAUGGCACUUCGUCCUUCCUCUAUUCCACUGCGAGUUCCCUUGCCGUCUCCUCCGGCGUCCUCUCUUCCUGACGUUCCGGACCUUGAGUCUGACUUACUUCGUGCUGCCAGUCCUACUAUCACGCGUCUUCUAG